This is a messenger RNA of Silurus meridionalis, 904 nucleotides long. Its product is annotated as GDP-L-fucose synthase-like. The transcript has 6 exons. The coding region runs from base 1 to 492 and encodes 163 amino acids. Lineage: Eukaryota; Metazoa; Chordata; Actinopteri; Siluriformes; Siluridae. The record is from RefSeq and is a predicted model, not a curated record. Gene Ontology annotation, molecular function: GDP-L-fucose synthase activity.
AUGGAAGCUGAGAAGAAGCCGAUGCGGGUGCUGGUGACGGGUGGCAGCGGGCUUCUGGGAAAAGCCAUAGAGCAGGGGUGGAGCCAACAUGUCUGCGGGCCUGUUUUCAGCAGUAUGGGCGGCGGGGAUGAAACAGCUCUGGAGGUCUGGGGAUCGGGUCGAGGACUACGUCAGUUCAUCUACUCUGUAGAUUUAGCUCGUAUUUACGUGUGGGCUCUGAGAGAAUACGAUGAAAUUAAGCCCAUCAUUCUUACAGUUGGAGAAGAAGAUGAGAUAUCCAAUAAAACUGCAGUCGAUGUGAUUGUGGAAGCUUUCGGCUUCACAGGACCUGUGAUUUAUGAUACCAGCAAACCCGAUGGCCAGCUGAAGAAAAUGGCAAACAACGCCAAACUGAGACGCUACCUUCCUAAUUUUACCUUAACUCCAUUCCAUAUAGCUGUGAAGGAGACGUGUGAUUGGUUAGCUGCUAAUUAUGACAUCGCUCGCAAAUGACCGUCCAGCUUGAAACUGAUGAGUGACACGUUCUUCACACUUUGCAGCAUGUAAUGUGAAGCACCUGUCAACGCUCUUCAGCCACAGUUUUCCAUAAAAUCUCAGGAUAUCGGUUUACAAAUUGAUUUAAAAUCAAACUGGUGUGCCUUAUUAUUCUGAUUAAAUCAUCUAAAAUUAUUAACAAUAGAAAUUAGAUUGUUUAAAAAUCACUGUGGUGUCUGGAGAAUUAAAUGCAGUCAAUCGGUGACAACUGUGAGAAUUAUGUGAUUAUUAAAUAAUACACAAACAGAUUUAUACAGAUUCUUUAGGCCCUUUAACUAUGUCUUAUUUUCUAAAUGAUAUUCACUGAUAUUAUUGCUGUAGGGGUGACCUUGUGGAAACAUGGCUGCUGAUGUAACAAAUCAAUAUAUAU